Molecule: messenger RNA, 2258 nt
Organism: Tachyglossus aculeatus (Australian echidna)
Lineage: Eukaryota; Metazoa; Chordata; Mammalia; Monotremata; Tachyglossidae
Gene: CSRNP2
Product: cysteine and serine rich nuclear protein 2
Exons: 4
Coding region: 15-1445 (476 amino acids)
Biological process (GO): regulation of transcription by RNA polymerase II
Cellular component (GO): nucleus
Molecular function (GO): DNA-binding transcription factor activity, RNA polymerase II-specific; sequence-specific DNA binding
Source: RefSeq, a predicted model, not a curated record
CGCACCCAAGACCAAUGGACGCGUUCGCGGGCUCCAGCCUCAAGAGGAAGUUCGAGGAGGUGGACGCGGGCUCGUCUCUGUCCAACUCGGACGAUGAGAUCUCCAGCAGCGACAGCGCCGACAGCUGCGACAGCCUCAACCCACCCAGCACCACCGGCCUCACACCCACGUCCAUCCUGAAGCGCAAACAGCAGCAGCUGCGUCGGAAGAGCGUCCGCUUCGACCAGGUGACGGUGUACUACUUCGCCCGGCGCCAGGGCUUCACCAGCGUGCCCAGCCAGGGCGGCAGCUCCCUGGGCAUGGCCCAGCGCCACAACUCGGUGCGCAGCUACACCCUGGGCGAGUUUGCCCAGGAGCAGGAGGUGAACCACCGCCAGGUUCUCCGCGACCACCUCAAGGAGGAGAAGCUGCACGCCAAGAAGAUGAAGCUGACCAAGAACGGGACGGUGGAGUCGGUGGAGGCCGAGGGGCUGACGCUGGACGACGUGUCGGACGAGGACCUGGACGUGGAGAGCGUGGAGGUGGACGACUACUUCUUCCUGCAGCCGCUGCCCACCAAGCGGCGCCGGGCCCUGCUGCGCGCCGCCGGCGUCCACCGCAUCGACGCCGACGAGAAGCGGGAGCUGCGGGCCAUCCGCCUCUCGCGGGAGGAGUGCGGCUGCGACUGCCGCCUCUACUGCGACCCCGAGGCCUGCGCCUGCAGCCAGGCCGGGAUCAAGUGCCAGGUGGAUCGCAUGUCGUUCCCGUGCGGCUGCUCCCGGGACGGCUGCGGGAACGCGGCCGGCCGCAUCGAGUUCAACCCGCUGCGGGUGCGGACGCACUACCUGCACACCAUCAUGAAGCUGGAGCUGGAGAGCAAGCGGCAGGUGGGCCGGGCGCCGCCGCCGCCGCCGCCACCUCCGCCGGCCCCGGCCCCCGCCGGCCCGCCGGGCGCCGAGACACAGGACUUCCAGGAGUUCCUCGCCGAGAACGAGACGGCCGUGCUGCACCUGCAGAGCGCCGAGGAGCGCGAGCGGCUCCAGGCCGGCGACCCCGGGGCGGCCGGCCCGGCCUCCGUCUGCCUCCUGGAGGAGGAGCCCCCGUGCCCCGGCCUGGCCGCCCCCCUCCUCAUCCGGGCCCGCCUCCCGCCCGGCUCCCCGCUGCUCUGCUUCGCCGCCGAGGGGCCGCCCGCCGGGCCCGCGGACCCCGCGCACCCCGCGCUGGGGGGCGGCGGGGGCCCCGUGCUCUACUACCAGCUGGAGCCGCGGCCGGCCGGGGACGGGGCCCCGGACAAGGGGCUGGGCGUCUUCGCCCUCCCCGUGCCCGAGGGGGCGGCCGGCCCGGAGACUCCGCCGCCCGCCGAGGCCGAGGCGGGCGGCCCUCGCCCGCCCUGGGCCCCGGGCCCGGACAGCGCCGGGGGCGGCCCCCGCGAGGAGCCCCCGCUCCACCCCACGCUGGCCGUCUGACCCCGCCCCGCGAUCUCUAUUUAUUCCCACGUCUGACGGAAGGCAGGGCCCCAGCGCCGCCCGGAUGGACCACCUGCCCGGGCGGGGUGCCGUCCCCGGUCGGACGGCCCCGGCCCGGAGCGAGGAGGGGCCGUGCCCUCCCGCCGCCUCGGUCUCCGGACGUCAUGCGGGUGAUGCCCGGCUCCCGUGUGGUCACUUGUCCUCACGUUACGCGGAGGGAGGGGGCCUCCGGCCCCCGCCCCUCUCUCUGCCGGGGCCGGGGGGCCCUCUCCGCUCCCCACGGGUGCCCCCCGGCACAGCCGUCUGCCGCCGCGCCAGCGGGUCCCGGCUCAGGCCGCGUGCAAUCCUUUCCCCGAGCACUUUGUGACUGCCACCGUGAAGGGCGGGCCCGCUCGGGCCCUCUGGCCCCUGGGGCUCCCGGGCGGAGCAGAGCCGUCUUUCCCCUCAACGCGGCCCCUUGCCCUCCUAAGGCGGUGGCCCGCCGGAGUAGAGGAGGGGUCGUCCUCGUCCCUAUGAGGGGUGCCGUCCGAGGGGCCCGGCCUCCCCCAAACCCCCCGCGCUUCUGCUGUGAACGUCUCUGGGGGGACGGCGACGGGGACGGGGGCGGCGGCCGAGACCCCCACACCCCGUCGACCGUAUUCUCAAUGUGAAUCCAAAGCUUGUCUGGUUCGCCUCAAUUCCAUCCACGCGUCCUCUCCAGGGUUUUGGGUUUUUUUGGGGUUUUUUUUUUUUGGCCUUUUCGGUUCACUACAUUGUGAUAACGCUGUAUUUAAAGAAAAUAUUUAAAUGUCAAAUUAAAACACGUGCUCCGAG